GAUACUCAGGCGACGGUCUGUGUAGCGGUUCCUUUAGAAUUUCGGCAGGAAUAACGUUGAAGCAGCAGGUGCGUUUGCUAUGUGAGAGGACUGUAUGCUCGUGUAAUCUCCUGAUAUGUAAAGCUGACUCAUUCUGAAACUCACCUUUCUAUGCCACUGACGUGAAUCUUGCUUUUGGUGGAAGACGUAAACCCGAGGGUUGCUACGCACGUGUGCCCGAGGUAGUCAGUUGGCAAAAAAAUGCCUAGCGACCGGCUGAGUAGCGUCAUCGGUUUAACGGUGGGCAUUACGGCGGCAGGUGCGGGUCUUCUCGUUUACUACAUAUACUCUACACGGAGAAGGACGACGGGACGUCAGCAGACAAGAAGCAGCAGCCCUUCACCUCAGCGCCGAGUCGUCAAUGACAAGACCACGGGGCCCAGCGCGAGUACGGACGGAGGGGCACCUGCGUGCCAAGCCUCUCAGGUGAGGUAUGAACUUAGAGAUGUCGACAGCCGAAUGUUGGCUCCUGCUGAGCAAGAGGAGCUGUGGUGUCGCCUUGAUCUGAUCCUGCAGUGCGUUUCUGAACUACGGGAGGAAGUAGCCGACAUAAGGAGGAACCUCCAAGAAGUUGUCUCUCAGAUCAUCAAAGAAGUGAGGUCUACCAUAGAGAAUAACCAGAAGGCAGCACGGAAAAGGAGACAUCUAGUUAUGAGAGAGCGCACGGAUUCUAUGAGCUCCAGCUCGAUUUACUUCACGGCUAGUGUGGGAACGAAUAGCAUGUAUGAUGGAGAGAGUGAAGGAGGCUACACUACUGCCAAUGACUACAACGGAGAGUCUGAUUACCAAGGAGACAGAGAGACAGACAGAGAGACUGACGAAGAUGAAACAAGUUGUGCCACCAUAAGAACAAUACAACAAUGUGCCGAGGAAGAUGAAGACCCUUUAGCAGAUGUAAACCUAGACCUCAACCUGGAAGUGUUACAUAGCCUACUGAGUCAGAGUGAUGAGUUGCACUCAGGAUCCAGCAAAGACAAAAUGGAAGGCUUUCAGCUGCUCCUGGGCAAUGAUUUCGUGUAUGAAGAUCCAGAAUUUCUGUGGCGAUUAGCUCGUGCCUACAAAGACAUGUAUGAAAUCAGUGAGGAUGAAGAGGAAAUGAGAUCUUACAUAGAACAUGGCAGAGAAGUUGCAGAGAUGGCUACUAAGAAAAACGUCCAGAAUGCAGAGUGUCACAAGUGGUUUGCUAUAUUCACUGGCUUGAUGUCACAGUAUGAAGCUAUGCAUGGCCAGAUUAAGGGAGCAUACAUUUUUAAGAAACACAUUGAUCAAGCAAUCUGUUUAAAGCAAGAUGAUCCAGAUUGCUACUAUCUUCGUGGGCGAUGGUGUUAUGAGGUGUCCAACUUGGGCUGGCUGGAGAGAAAGGCGGCAGCUGCCUUAUAUGAGAAUCCUCCCAGUGCCACUGUCAGUGAUGCAUUGCAGGACUUCCUCAAGGCAGAAGAGCUCAGUCCUGGUUUUUCAAAGUCUGCAAGGCUCUACAUAGUAAAGUGUUACAGGGAUUUGGAAAACGACACAGCUGCUUCACACUGGUUAUGUUUAGCAUCACAGAUGACAACUGUUUCAAAAGAGUAUUGUUUUCCAAAUCUACUGGAUCGAAAACUGGAAGAAAUGCUGCAAGGAGCUUGUGAUAAGUGAAUGUGCAAUAACACAGGCACGUCAAUAUUGUGAGCAACUAGAAUUCAGCCCGAGUCAAGAAGUUAGACUGUAACAAUUAAGUGAGUUAUGUGGAACACAAGAAGGAAGGAAGGAAGGAAACAUUCCAAUUACAAGCCCAGUGUUUUGAAUAAAAAUGUUGUCUCCUGAGGUUAAUUCAAUGACUUCACCUGUGAACUCUGUCAAGAAUAUUGUACAUCAAACGCAUGUACAAGCAUUCUUACUGUCACUUUUAGUUUAAUUGAUUUUACAGUGUCUAGUAUUUAAGUAAAUUUGUUCUCCUGUAUAACUGAAUCAUUUUAUCUACAGUACCUAUAAGAAAUAUUCAACCCUUGUAAGUUUUUACAUUUUAUUGAAUCAUGGUAGAUUUAAUUUGUUUUGUUUUGUGUUGUUGACACUGAUCAGCAGGAAAAAGUCUCUUUAAUGUUGGUGAAAACAAAGACCUCAGAAAAGAGGUCUAAACAAAUUAAAACUCAAAAUAAAUGAUCCCAUAAUUAUUCAAGUCAGAUGGCAUUUGUGACAGCCUUUGCACAUCUCCACACUGCCAUUUGAGCCCCAGCUCUGUCAGGUUGUAAGAGGUCCAGCCACCGAGGACUGCGAUCUGGACUCGGGCUUGACCUCUCCAGGUCAUCAUAAUUCUUGUUUUUAAGCCAUUCUUGUGCAUCUUUGGCUUUAUGCUUGGGGUCAUUGUCUUACUUGUAAACAAAUCUCCCAUGGUGCAGGUUUCUUGUAAACCAUGUCAUGUUUUCCUCCAGGAUUUCAUUCAUUUAGCCCAUUACAAGCCUUCCAGGGCCUGUUGCAGGGAAGCCUCCCCACAGCACGAUGCUGUCACCACAGUGUGGGUUUACCCACGUGCUAUUUCAUCUAAUUGCCUGAAAGCUCAUCUUUGGUCAAAUUAGAAAAUUGAAUCUUCUUCCGGCCUUUGAGCAAACUCCAGACAGGAUAUCAUGGACAUUUUCAACAGCGGCUUUCUCUUUAUGACUCUUUUAUCACUAAAGGGGCGACUCUUGAAGCAGCUUUACAGUCUCGGCCACUAUAGUUCUCAUAGGUUUCUUGGUGGCCUCCAUCACUACCCACCUUCUUCUUGCACAGUUACACAGUUUUCUGUCGAUGACCUGUGUAGGAUGAGAAUGGGCAUCCCAGCUGGGAAAGAGCAUGGUUUUAUUACCCAGAUGGGAAGCCAGAGCAGAAUAACAGAUGGAUUGGCUGGCUGGACAGAAAGAUAACUUUGUAUCCAGCCAGUAUAAAACUAUGGAUGGGCCAGAAGAAGCCAGAACUUGGGAGCACUUCCAUCCCCUGUUCCAUCCUGGUUUGGCAGCCCAGUUGCGACACCCGCUGGGAUGCUUGGCAGUUGGUGUCCAGAAGUGCAGCCCUGUCAGGGUCCCUGGGUGCUGAUAGAGAGCGCUGUUGGAGGAGGACCUCCCUACUUACUUUAUGGCGUGGAAGUGUUUCCAGAGAGACAUGGCAUUGCACCGGACACCUUCCUGGUUCCAGUUUAAAACAGAGACCACAGCCCCAUGACUGACUCAUUGACACUCAACAGGAGGAAGAAUUUAUUUUCUCUUGUGUAUUGUGGCUAGUCUUUGGAAUGAUGAUUAUUGUAGAGGUGCUGUGAUUAAAUAAAUAGAUUUUAUUUAUCCUAAAAAUGUGUUGGCAUUACAAUGCCUUGGGUUUGGGGCUUAGUGGUGCCCCCUGGUGGUUACAACUGCUAUAGUCAAACUUACGGCUGUCCCACACUCUUUCUGUUUCUUCAUGAUUGAUUUAAUUGUAUCAUUAAAUUGUAUAAUUUGAUAUUUUCUUGUCUCCAUCCCCUGACUUGUGCUUUUCAUGGAGUUGCUUGUUGUCUUCAUUUUGUCUUCACCUUGUUGGUUAGGACACCAUACUGACUUGGCUGGCCCUUCCACGUAAAAUCAAUAGAAACCCCAGACAUGUGACCUUCAUUGAACUGAUGAUGAGACUUCUAAAACAAAUUGACUGCCCCAGUGAUAAUUUAGGUGUGUCACAUUGAAGGGAGUGAAUACUCACAAGAUCAUUUAUUUUGUGUUUUAUUUUUGGAAUUCAUUUAGACCACUUUACAGAGAUUUGUUUUCACUUUGACAUUAAA
This is a messenger RNA of Polypterus senegalus (gray bichir), 3793 nucleotides long. It is a transcript of the gene rmdn3, whose product is annotated as regulator of microtubule dynamics 3. The record is from RefSeq and is a predicted model, not a curated record. Lineage: Eukaryota; Metazoa; Chordata; Cladistia; Polypteriformes; Polypteridae. Gene Ontology annotation, molecular function: microtubule binding. Bases 241 to 1671 code for a protein of 476 amino acids. Gene Ontology annotation, cellular component: mitotic spindle pole; spindle microtubule; cytoplasm. The transcript has 13 exons.